AUGUCAAACUCCUCUCCGUCCUCCGCGUCGGCCAUUGUCGCCAAGGCUGUGUCCGGGUGGCACGACCUCAAGAUCGAGGGGUACUCCCUAACGAAUGGGAUCGGUAUCGGCGAGUUCAUUAGAUCGGAGACUUUUGUCAUCGCAGCCCAUCGCUGGUGUAUCAGAUACUACCCCGACGGCGCGGCUUUGGACGACGCCGACUGGAUUGCCAUCUACUCCGAUGGCGAGUAUGUGCAACGUGACGACAACACCGAUGGCAAGGACAUCAUGGUGAAAGUCUGCAUCAGUGUACUUGACGAUGGAGGACAGGUGUCUGUUCUCGGCAAGAGAAGCAACCAGUUUGAUAGAUGCGGUCCGCAAGAUCCGGCGCAUAGGUACAUCGUCGCUGCUCGGUCCCCGGUCUUCAUGGCGGAGCUCUUGGGUCCUAUGAAAGGGAAGGCGGCGGCCUGCAUACGGAUCGAUGGCAUGGAAGCUAAAGUCUUCAAGGCGAUGCUUCACUUCAUCUACGCCGACUUGUUGCCUGAGAUCGAUGAGGACGAAAUUGUGGGGAUGGCACAGCAUUUACUUGUCGCCGCGGAUAGGUAUAACCUCGAGAGGCUAAAGUUGAUGUGCGAAGAGACGUUGUGCAAGUCCAUCAACAAAGACACCGCGGCGACUACAUUGGCGUUGGCUGAACAACAUGGUUGUGAUGGUCUCAAGAAGGCAUGCUUCAAGUUCCUCGCUUCUGUUGACAACCUCAAGGCAGCCAUGGCAAGUGAUGGCUUUGCACAUCUGAAGAGCAGCUGCCCCUCCAUCCUAGAAGUGCUGGUCACCAAUCUUUCUCGCUGA
Aegilops tauschii subsp. strangulata is the source of this 828-nucleotide messenger RNA. RefSeq names its product BTB/POZ and MATH domain-containing protein 2-like. Gene Ontology annotation, biological process: protein ubiquitination. Gene Ontology annotation, molecular function: protein binding. Lineage: Eukaryota; Viridiplantae; Streptophyta; Magnoliopsida; Poales; Poaceae. The record is from RefSeq and is a predicted model, not a curated record.